Molecule: messenger RNA, 2216 nt
Organism: Silurus meridionalis
Lineage: Eukaryota; Metazoa; Chordata; Actinopteri; Siluriformes; Siluridae
Product: probable methyltransferase-like protein 24
Exons: 5
Coding region: 1-1200 (399 amino acids)
Source: RefSeq, a predicted model, not a curated record
AUGUGGGUGGGGGGGUUGGGGGAGGAGAAUGCGCAUGCCACUCUCUGCAACAGAGGGACUCCAGCUGUGCAGCUCCUCUGUCCUUAUUGCCCUGGAGCAGUGGAGUUUUCCACAGAGGUUCUGGCUCUCCGUCAUGCAGAACUGCUUCACUCAGGGGGAGGCAUGGCCGCAUGCAGCAGUGCUCUGCCAAGUGUGCUCACCCUUGUUUUGUCCAUACUACUGCUCCUCCAGCUUCUGGUCAGUUUGAUAGUGCUCCGCGAUUCGUCCGCACCCGACUUUACUGUCAUCAGUAUAAGUAGUCACGAAUCCGGAUCAUUAGACUCCGGCGCGGGUGGACGCACGGAUAGCGCGUCGGAACUCUGGCCAAAUGAGGAGACGGCGGCACGCCUGCGCGCCUACGCCGACGAGAACGAGUUGAACUCUGGCCAGGCCACAGACAGCAAAUUUGUGCUUCAACCUUGGGCAUCAGGACAACCAUCUUUUAGUGCUGAAGUGCAGCGUCUUGUCCAAUUCAUUAGUACACCAGAGUUGAAUUGUUCCAGAUGGCAGGGUUCUGGUGAGUCUGGGUUUGCAUAUGUUGGGGAAGGAUCUGCGACUCUGUGCUUGGAUUACUGGAACGCUGACAGUCCUUGUGUUGUUUACUCUUUCAGUCUGGACGGGAAGGACGCAGCACUUCUGGAAUCUACAUUACGUAUGAAAUGUGAAGUGCAUCGCUUUGACCCUAGUACUGGGCACAAACAUGGUAGUGGCUUUGGCUAUGGAUCUGUCCGACAUCAUCAAGCUUGGCUUGAUUGGAGACGCCCCCAUGCUAGACCCUACAGGGGAGUUUUGGGGACUAUACAACACAGCCUGGUGGACAUCAUGGACUCACUAGGUCAUAGCAUGGUGCAUGUCCUGUGGGCAGAUCUUGAGAGUGCAGAAUGGCGUGUGCUGGAGAGUUGGGCACAGGAUGGAACUCUCAGACGGAUCAGUCAGCUCAUUCUGACUGUACAUCUACAGUGGGCAGGGUUUGAAGUGGGUGGGACUGAGGCCGGAGUAGUGCGAUUCUGGUACAGUGUACUGAGUGCUCUGCAUAGCUCAGGCUUCCGCCUGACCCGCUCAACUCCUGGGCCAGGACACACUGUAUUGAGACAAGAACAUCCCAACACACACAGUUCAUACAAACUUACCUGGAUCAGGAGGGGUGAACAAUUUAAAUGAUAACCAGCAAUUCUUCAGAUUUAGAAAACUGUCGCAAAUGCCAAUGAAGAGGAAAAAGACUUUUCUAAAAGAGGAAUUGGGUUGGUGGUGGUGUUAUUGACAACACUAAAGUAUUUUCUAUAAGACCAUUAUAUCUGGUAUAAAGUGGUAAACUUGAGGUUACCAACCAAGUGACAAGGAGUGUGAGAUUGUGACUAAGGUCUGCUUUCACACUUCAAUCAAUUUGUCAAUUCUGACAUAAAAAAAAAAUGCAAUAACUAAUGUGCAUAUUUCAUAUUUUAAACAUUAUUCCAUAUUAAACAGAAUUAUAUGUUGUCCAUAUUUACUAUAAUAACAUGCAUUCACAGUAAAAUUUGUGAAAUAUAAAUUAGUGAAAUAUACAUUUACUUUGUUCCGCCAGGGGACGCUGCAGUACCCUCUAUUUUGUAUGUGAAACGCUUUUUACAGUUAGACGUACAGUAUGCUUAUGUACAGUAUGCCUAUACACAUGUUUGUAAUAAUUAUAAAAUCUGCUCAAGCUAAAUGCCAUGCAUGUUGAGAACUAUAAAUGUGUAGAUAAAAUUGAUAGGGCCGUUUAUUUACCACACAUUAUUAUACAAAUUAACGGUGCACUAUAGGAAUUAAAACAAUUUUUAAUUAUAUAAAUUAAGCCCUUAAAAAAAACGGAUUAUUAAGAGAUUUCUCUUUGUUGGAAUUAGGCUUUUUUUUCUUUUAAUAAAGUGGGAAUCAAUAUGGUAAUUAGAGCUUUGGAAUAACGUUUUAAGUUAUAUCUUUCAUAAAUUUCUUUCCUUUUUUUGCCAAUUAUAUAAUGUAUGUGGUGCCCUCUAUUGAUCAAAUUUAGUUAAAGCUGUUUCUACAGAAUUCUAAUCGUUACCCUACCCUUACAGUAUUCUAGGAGUGCAAACACCUGUCUUUGCAUAUUUAGAAUAAUUUUUCACAUUAGAUUUAUCAACCUUUGUUGACGUAGACAAUAAAAGUAUAUGCAUCAAAUAAAUAUUAAAGUGUAUAUAAAUUUA